AUGAAGUUCUCAUUGGCUCCCGUUGUCUUGGCCGCUGCCGUGGCUGCCACGCCCAUCAGACUUAUCGAGAACGUCACCCACCUCAUCGGAUGGCACAAGAAGGGUUCCGACAACAAGCAGGGUUGGGGCUCGUCUGGCCCUUUCCACUUCACCUCAACCUACCACGUUGUUGCAACCCCAGACCAAGUGGUUGAUAACAACAACACUGCCACCGGCGGCCUGGCUGGUGCCAUCGGUUACUUCAGCUACGGCAUCAACUCCUGGGAAGAUGUCAUCUGCUACAACAUCACCCUUGUCAACUUCCAAGGCGACUACCAGUCUCCUGCGCUGACGGCCACCCACAUUCACCAAGGCCAGAAAGGUCGUGCAGGUCCUCCUCGUAUCGCAUUCCCGAACCCAGUCGCUGUCGAGGGUUCCACAAAUGUCCGUCGCAGCGUCGGAUGCUUGUCCGGCCCCUUCCGCACCGGCGUCAACGCCACCGGCACCCAGACGGACAACGGAGAAGGAUUCGCCGUCCGACAAAUUGAGGAGAACCCGUCUGAGUUCUUCACCGAUGUCCACUCCAGCCUGGCUGUUCCCGGUGCCGUCCGCGGUCAACUGAGCGACGGCGUCAACCAGGAUUGCAAUUAA
Messenger RNA from Colletotrichum karsti, 630 nucleotides. RefSeq lists its product as uncharacterized. Bases 1 to 630 code for a protein of 209 amino acids. The record is from RefSeq and is a predicted model, not a curated record. Lineage: Eukaryota; Fungi; Ascomycota; Sordariomycetes; Glomerellales; Glomerellaceae. The transcript is spliced from 2 exons.